This is a messenger RNA of Brachypodium distachyon (stiff brome), 2228 nucleotides long. RefSeq names its product pre-mRNA-processing factor 17. NCBI's taxonomy places the organism in Eukaryota, Viridiplantae, Streptophyta, Magnoliopsida, Poales, Poaceae. The transcript is spliced from 2 exons. The coding region runs from base 113 to 1822 and encodes 569 amino acids. Gene Ontology annotation, molecular function: protein binding; mRNA binding. Gene Ontology annotation, biological process: mRNA splicing, via spliceosome. Gene Ontology annotation, cellular component: catalytic step 2 spliceosome. The record is from RefSeq and is a predicted model, not a curated record.
GGGCGUGCGGCCGUGUCCCGUCUUCUCCUCGCGAGUCGCGGCCUCGCAAACUAGGAGACCAAUCUCCCAAACCCCGCCCGACGGAACCCUAACCCUAGAUCGACCGCCCGCCAUGGAUCUCCUUCAAUCUUCCUACGCGCCGGGCGACACAUCCUCGCCGGAGGAUGAGUCCCUCUCCUCCCCGGACUCAUCCCCCCUCCGCCUCCCCUCCAAGUCCGCCGCCCCAGCCGUCGAUGAGACGGCGCUCGCGCUCUCCGCCGCCGCCUCCACCUCCCGCCCGCUCGACCCCUCACUCCAUCUUGUCUCCUUCAACCCCACCGCCGACCAGCUCUGGGCGCCGGUUCUCGGCCCCCAACACCCCCACGCUCCCAUCUCAUCUGCCUCUGGCCACCGCAACCACAAGCUUGGCCACGUCGAGGACGCAUCGGUCCUCCCCUUCCUCUUCGACGAGCAGUAUAACACCUUCCAUCGCUUCGGCUACGCUUCCGACCCCUCAGGCCUCCAUAUCAUUGGCGACACGCAGCCCCAGGCUCCUGAUCCCGACACUGUUUACAACCUGCCCCCCUCCGAGCACAAGCGCCGCCGCAUCCAAUCCAGGGAGGAGAACCAAGAGCCUGUUCCUCCAGAGGCCAAGAACCCAGCAUCUGAUGAGUGGAUCGUUCAUAACAAGCAGAGUCCCUGGGCUGGCAGACGGGAGGGACCGCCUGUUGAGCUCACGGACGAGCAGAGGCAGUAUGCCGAGGCACAUGCUGCAAAGAAGGCUGAGAAGGAGGCACGCGGCGAAGGGAAGGAGAAAACAGAGGUGGUGGCCAAGAGCACUUUCCAUGGGAAGGAGGAGAAGGACUACCAGGGACGCUCGUGGAUCACGCCACCCAAGGAUGCCAAGGCGACCAAUGAACGCUGCUAUAUUCCCAAGAGGUGUGUCCACGAGUGGGUUGGGCACACAAAGGGGGUCUCAGCGAUCAGAUUUUUCCCCAAGUAUGGCCAUCUGUUGCUUUCUGCAAGUAUGGAUUGUAAGAUUAAGAUCUGGGACGUGCUCGAGUCAAAGACAUGUAUGCGAACGUACAUGGGACACUCCAAGGCAGUGAGGGAUAUAUCGUUCUCUAGUGAUGGGAGUAAGUUCCUGAGUGCUGGGUAUGACAGGAAUAUACAGUAUUGGGAUACAGAGACUGGGCAGGUUAUCUCAACCUUCUCCACUGGGAAGGUCCCUUAUGUUGUGAAGCUCAAUCCGGAUGAAGAUAAGCAGCAUAUUCUCCUUGCUGGGAUGAGUGACAAGAAGAUUGUGCAAUGGGAUAUGAAGUCAGGACAGAUCACACAGGAGUAUGAUCAGCACUUGGGGGCGGUGAACACUAUCACUUUUGUAGAUAAUAAUAGGAGGUUUGUUACAUCUAGUGAUGACAAGUCUCUUCGUGUGUGGGAGUUUGGCAUCCCUGUGGUGAUUAAGUAUAUCAGUGAGCCGCACAUGCACUCCAUGCCAUCUAUUGCAGUACACCCAAACUCUAACUGGCUGGCAGCGCAGAGUUUGGACAAUCAGAUAUUGAUAUACAGCACCAAGGAGAGGUUUCAGCUUAAUAAGAAGAAGAGGUUUGCGGGCCAUAUUGUGGCAGGUUAUGCUUGUCAAGUCAGCUUCUCGCCUGAUGGGAGAUUUGUGAUGUCAGGAGACGGCGAGGGUAGUUGCUGGUUCUGGGACUGGAAAAGCUGCAGGAGAUUUAAGACAUUGAAGUGCCACAAUGGAGCCUGCAUUGGAUGCGAGUGGCAUCCACUGGAGACUAGCAAGGUUGCAACAUGUGGAUGGGACGGCGUAAUUAAAUACUGGGAUUAAGUUCUGGUGGUUUAAACCGAAAGGUUCCUUUGAGAUGCUGGGAAGGAAUUCAGUACAAUUGAAAUCACAAGGAUUCAGCUUCAGCAGAUACUGUGAGCGCACAUGCCUGUCCAGAAAACUUCAGUGUCAUGAGUGAAACACUGAAUGCAAUCUCAUAUUUCAGCUACCAUCUAGUUUGUUGUAAUGCACCGUGUACUAUACAUAAUGCACCAUUCAAUUUUGUACUGUACCUUGACUGCUAAUACCUCGGUUUCAGCUUCAGUUUCCGUAUGUGUUUAUUUGGUAGAUGCCAACUUUUGUAGUAACUGAGAAACAGCCUUGUAUAUUCACUCUGCUUGGAAACUGGAAUUUAGCCAGAUUUCUGUUUGAAGUGCACCAUAUGAAUUCGAACGGUAACUGUUCUGUC